Eriocheir sinensis (Chinese mitten crab) is the source of this 2597-nucleotide messenger RNA. Its product is annotated as cholinesterase 2-like. Bases 202 to 1956 code for a protein of 584 amino acids. Lineage: Eukaryota; Metazoa; Arthropoda; Malacostraca; Decapoda; Varunidae. The record is from RefSeq and is a predicted model, not a curated record. The transcript has 12 exons.
GACGCACUCAACAGUUGAGAUGGUUUCGUGCGUUGUACCUUUGUAGUCACCUUGGACAAGGCCACAGGGAGGGCUGUCGUGCGGCUUAUCUCCCAGCCCCGCCUUGUCUUCCCUCCACUGCUACUCGCUUUGUUACUGAACUGGUUCCGCGGCAAGUGAAAGGGAAGGGAGCGCCGGGGUGAAGGGAGAAGCUACCCAAGGAUGAGGCUCAUUGCGACUGCCGUGGUGGUGGUUGUGUUGGUGGCGGUAAAGGUGGUAGCGGCGGCAGGAGAGGCAACGGCCACGGAAGUCCCACUCGUCGAGACUGAAGGUGGUCGCGUUUCUGGCAUUCUGGAAGAGUCGCUAAAGGGACGAGAAUUUUACUCCUUUUACGGCAUCCCCUUCGCUCAACCUCCCGUGGGAAAGCUGAGAUUCAAGGACCCCGCCGCUCCGUCACCAUGGGAGGGCACACGCAACGCUUCCGUCCCCCCGGCUGCCUGCCCUCAAUACGACUUCAGUGGAAUGAUGAGCGAACCAUUCGCUGGCCAGGAGGACUGUCUCUACCUCAACGUGUUCACUCCCAAGACGAAGGAAGAAGGUGGCUUGCCGGUGAUGGUUUGGAUCCACGGAGGUGCAUUUUUCUCUGGCAGCGCUACGGAAUAUCGUCCUCACGUCCUCCUGAACCACGACGUGGUGCUGGUGGUGGUGCAGUACCGGCUGGGCGUCCUGGGUUUCUUGUCGACGGAGGACUCUGUGAUGCCGGGGAACCUUGGCCUCAAGGACCAGACGAUGGCGCUGCAGUGGGUGCAGAGGAACAUCCACCGCUUCGGCGGAGACAAGACGCGGGUCACCAUAUUCGGGGAGAGCGCCGGCGGUGCCUCCGUCCACUACCAGAUGCUGACCCCGAAAACUGAAGGUCUUUUCUCCCGUGCUAUUCUUCAAUCUGGAGCGGCGCUGUGCCCGUGGUCGGUGAACACAAAUCCUCGAAAAGCUGCGCUGCGGGUAGCCAGCAUUGUUGGCUGCCCCGCAGACCAGGGCAGCCACGCCCUGCUCGAGUGUCUGCAGGGGCUGGAUGCUGUGACCAUAGUUCCGCUCUUUAGUAAUUUCUUCGAGUGGAACAUGCUGCCCUUCGCCUUCACCCCAUGGGUGGAUGGCGAGUACCUGCCGGAACAACCCGAACAGCUGGCUCUUAAAGGUCGCUACGCCCAAGUGGACAUCAUGGCAGGCGUCACCAGGGACGAGGGAGCACUCUUCGUUAUAGCUCCUUUGCGGGAAAAAAAGGUCAUGGAACAAAUUCAGAACAACUUCAGCGUGGCCGGGCCAGCGUCCCUCGCCUUAAGUGGUCAGUGCGAUGACCCGGUGGCCGUGGCCCGCCAGGUGUACCUCCACUACUCCGGCACCACCCAUGUCACCGAGGCACACGCCGAGAGCCUCAACAGGAUGUAUGGUGACCGCCACUUCGCCGUGUGUCAUGACCUUACCACUGCCCUCCACGCGGCCCACCACCACCCCACCAAGAAGACCUUCCGCUACGAGUUGCAACACCGCGGGCAGUUCUCCCUCCUAAACUUCAUGUGUCCAUCCUGCUCCCAAGAUUGGGUGUGCCACGGCGACGACCUGUUUUAUCUGUUCCCUGGUGGACCCAUUCCCGCGCCACUGAGUUCAGAAGACUUGCAGCGUCCGGACGAUCUCGCCGUCAGAGACAUAAUAGUGGCUCUCUGGACCAACUUUGCUAUUACAGGGAACCCGACGCCCGACGACUCGCUGGGCUUCAAAUGGGAACCCAGCACGGCGGACAGCCUCCACUACCUCUCCCUCACGCCCUCACCCUCCAUGCAGCCCGACGACCGGAAAGACGCUCGGAAAUUCCACAACUCUCUCCCCACCACACUGAACAUGAUCCUUCAUCCUGACUUGGUGGAGGGCGGGGCAAGUGAGCCGCAGGACGACGGGUACGACGCCAAGACGGAACUCUGAGUCACUGAUGACCAUAGGAACUCAAUAUGAUAGUUAAGGGUAAUGAACACAGUCUUGUCUACACAUGCGCUACAAUAUUUCUAUAAAUACAACAAUUUUAAAAUUUAAAAUGCAAAUUUACGAUAAUUUUGAUGUGUUUAAACUUUACUGCAAUGCUUUUUUUCCCCACCUGUGGCUUUACAUGUGAUCCUUGAAGUAACAAAGUUUUACUUCCCGCUGCACCCGAGGAGACCUCAUUGAUCAUCGUCUUAUAACAUUUAAAGGUUAUUUUUACGCGUCGCUUCGCCUACACUCUACAGUUACGCAAUUGUGAUUUAAUUGGUAGCGGAACAGUCAUGAAUAUGCGAACCUCAGCUCUAACGAAAGCGGAAGGCAUCGCUCCACGGACCAGUGAACCAUCCUUAGCCAGUUACUAAAUGAAUAAUUGUGUGGUGAGACCUGCUGAAGAUAAAAUCUACUGUCCCAGUGUAAUAUUUUUUUUGUAAUCUGUAUCUUUUGCAGGAUUAAAAUGCCACCUGACUAAACCCAAUGAGUUAUUUCAUCCAAGUGCCUGUUACCUGAAGUCAGAUCCUCGCUCCUUGUGAAAUACAAAGCAUGAACGCCUGACAAACUAAACACAAAAAAAUAAACCAUUUAAUGUC